Medicago truncatula (barrel medic) is the source of this 1092-nucleotide messenger RNA. Its product is annotated as histone chaperone ASF1B. Lineage: Eukaryota; Viridiplantae; Streptophyta; Magnoliopsida; Fabales; Fabaceae. The record is from RefSeq and is a predicted model, not a curated record. Gene Ontology annotation, biological process: DNA replication-dependent chromatin assembly. Gene Ontology annotation, cellular component: nucleus; chromatin. Gene Ontology annotation, molecular function: histone binding. The coding region runs from base 235 to 816 and encodes 193 amino acids. The transcript has 3 exons.
GAAGGUUAUUAAGACCAAUUACCCUACAAAAUUAGUGAUAGAGUGAGGAUAAUUAAGGAAAUUUGGUGUGGGGUGUGAUUCGUAGGUGAGUUACUCCCUCCCGCCAACACAUUUCAUUGCCCUCUCUUGUUUUCAUUUUCGUCCCCUUUCCCUCUUUUUGAAUUGAAUAAGUAGAAGAAAGAGUGUUGCGAAGAAGAUUCGAGAAGAAGAAGAAGAAGAAGAAGGAGGAGGAGGAUGAGCGCGGUGAAUAUCACGAACGUGACGGUCCUCGACAAUCCAGCUUCGUUUCUCAAUCCCUUUCAGUUCGAGAUUUCCUAUGAGUGUUUGGCCGCUCUCAAAGAUGAUUUGGAAUGGAAGCUCAUCUAUGUUGGAUCUGCUGAGGAUGAGACUUAUGACCAGUUAUUGGAGAGUGUCCUUGUUGGUCCUGUCAAUGUUGGAAACUAUCGCUUUGUUUUACAGGCAGAUCCACCAGACCCAUCCAAGAUUCGUGAAGAAGAUAUCAUUGGUGUUACAGUGCUUCUACUCACCUGCUCUUAUUUGGGUCAAGAGUUCAUUCGUGUUGGCUACUAUGUCAACAAUGACUAUGACGACGAGCAGCUCAGAGAGGAACCUCCAACCAAGGUUUUAACAGAUAGGGUUCAAAGGAACAUCUUAUCUGAUAAACCAAGGGUCACUAAGUUCCCCAUCAAUUUCCAUCCUGAGAACAAUGAAAAUGAAGAACAACCCCCUCCCUCCGAGCAACAACCUGAAACUGGAGAAGAAGAAGAUCCACUUGCUGCACCGGAUACCAUUCCCCCAAAUGAGGGGGGUUCUUAACAUUUUGUUGGUAUACAGGCUUUUCAAUUCCCCAAUGUCCAUCUUUACAUUACCUGUAUGGAUUAAUUAAGAUACUUUUUGUGAAUCUCUUAUGGAUAAAGUUGAUGAUAUAAUUCAUGAGUUCUAUUGGAAGUCUUUGAAUGACUAGGUUCAAGAUGUUUGCAAUGUGCGAAAACAAGUUACUAUCCACAAAUUGUUGCUAUACAAAUCCAAUUUCGUUGGAUCUAGCAUUUCAUAUUAUGAGCUAAGAAGCUUUGAAGUAUUUUUUAGUUUUUA